Molecule: messenger RNA, 3372 nt
Organism: Frankliniella occidentalis (western flower thrips)
Lineage: Eukaryota; Metazoa; Arthropoda; Insecta; Thysanoptera; Thripidae
Product: endothelin-converting enzyme homolog
Exons: 14
Coding region: 426-3080 (884 amino acids)
Biological process (GO): protein processing
Cellular component (GO): plasma membrane
Molecular function (GO): metalloendopeptidase activity
Source: RefSeq, a predicted model, not a curated record
CCAGGCCCAGGGCCCACCGCCCCAUGCGGAGGGGCUCAUUGUCCACCCCGCGCACCCCUGUGGGGCCUCUGUGCGGCGCCCCUCCCCGUGCCAGCCAGGGGGGCCAGGGACAGACAGCGGCGGGGUAGCGAUCAACCGCGAGUCAGCUCGCCACCAGUCAGCUGUGGGCCGUGGGCGUCAGACGGAGCACAGCGGCACGCCCCGCGCAGGUAGGCACUCCUCGCCGCCGCCGGUGCGGCUGCUGCAGGACGACGACACCAUACACCCAGGACGCCGUCGACAGAAUGCACUCGCUGUCCAGCACCAUGGAGCCGAACCGAGAGCAGCAGCAGCAGCAGCUGAUCGCCAUGACAUGACCUGCGGGCGGUGUGGUGGUCGCCGAGGCUUCGAGACGCGGGCGGCAGGAUGUGGACAGAGACGCCAAGAUGAGCGUCGCCCACAGCACCCAGAGCAGUGCCCCGGGCAGCGCCCAGGGUAGCGCCAAGGGCAGCGCCAAGGGCAGCAUCCAUGACAGCACCCAGGGCAGCACCCGGGGCAGCACUCAGGGCAGCACAGAGAAGCUUGUCACCGUCAGCAGCAGAAAGGCAGGGCUACGCCGGCUGCUGGACGGUGAGAGCCGCCGCCUCCUGCUCGUGGCCGCGGCCCUGGGCCUGCUCGUGCUCGUCCUACUCGUCAGCCUCAUCGUCGUCUCCUCGCUGUACUACACGAGCUCCCGCCUCUGGAGCCACGAGGAGUGUCGCACCGAGGAGUGCGUGCUGUCAGCCGCCAUGCUGCUGCAAGGGAUUGACCCGGCCGCCGACCCCUGCCAGGACUUCUACCGCUACGCGUGCGGGCGCUGGCCCAAGGCGCACCCGGUGCUCGACUCGCACAUCUACAACUCGUGGUUCCUGGAGCGGCAGGACGCGCAGCAGCGGAGGGUCAUCGACGUGCUGCAGAUCAACGUGACGGACAGCGACCCCGAGCCCGUGGUCAUGGCGCACCGCUUCUACAAGUCGUGCGUCGACACGGAGCAGCUGGAGGAGCUGGGGCUGGACCCCAUGCUGGACCUGCUGGCCAACCUGUCGCUGCCCCGCGGCAUGCCCAACAACGUCACGGUGCGGGGCUGGCAGCUCGCCAAGACCCUGGCGGCAGCGCAGCGCUUCAUCAGCAAGGACAUCCUGGUCGAGAUCGGCCUCGAGAAGGACGACACCAAGCCCGAUAAUGAGACUCUCAUCAUGCACCUGCUGCCGCCCCAGAACAACAACCCCCUCCCCGACAGCGGCCUCCUGGCGGCUCGGCUCGUCGUCGACGACCCGGAGCGGCCGCCCUGGCCGCACGUGGGGCCGAGCGCCGAGCCCGCGGGGCUGUCCUCCAAGGAGCUGGUCGUGCUGCGCAUCUCGUACAUGGCCAAGAUCAUGGCCAUCGUGGACGCGGCGGCCAACGCGGAGAACCCAGACUUCGAGAUCAACACGACGGAGGUGUCGACGCAGGCGCUGCGACUGCUGCUGCUCGACUCGCAGCUCAACUCGGCCACGUCGCAGAGCAAGGACCCCGCCGGAGAGAAGCCGCUCCGCACGACGUUCCGGGAGCUGCAGCAGAUGAUGCUCAACGCGACGAUGCAGCCCGAGGCGCCGCCGACGUCGUCCUCCGCCGCCCCCGACGCGGAGGUGCUGCUCACCACGCCGAUGGCGGCGGACUCGGGGGCCACCACUGCCGCCUCGACGGCGGCCAGUGCGUCGCCGGCCGCCGAGGCUGCCCCUGCCGGCGGGGCGCCCGCACAAACUGGACUCACGAUUGACUUUGCCCAGUACCUGGAAGUGCUCUUCGAGGGCCUCAACGCCACUAUUGACGUGGACAAGGACCCCAUCCUGGUGACGGACCCAUCUUAUUUCAAGGCCAUGGCUGUGAUUCUGCACCGAUCGAAGCCGGAAAACAUACAGCGCUUGGUGUGGUGGAAAGUGGUGGAGACAGUUUCCCCACACACGGUCCAGCUCUUCCGAGACAUGAAGCACACCCUGCUGUCUACUGUUUACAAGGGUCUCCAACCCUCAUCCAGGACCAAGUUCUGCGUGCGCGCCGUCAAGACGUUCAUGCACAUGGCGGUGAGCUACCAGAUGGCGGUGGUCAACCCCCUGCGCGACACCGUCAGCAAGGUCCGGGAGAUGCUGGCGGACAUCACGGCGGCCUUCAGCGACCUGGUGCACGCCGUGCGCUGGAUGGACGCCGAGACCAAGCGCGCGACGCUGGACAAGGCGGCCGCCAUCCGGGCCUUCAUCGGCUACCCGGAGUGGCUGCUGGAGGCGGGCGAGCUGGAGCGCUUCUACGAGGGCGUGCGCAUGCAGCCCGACCAGUUCCUCUGGAACAUGCUCAACAUGAAGGCGCGCGAGGUGCGCACGCUCCUGGCCACCAUCGCGCCCAAGGACAAGAAGGACCCGGCCGCGGAGAAGGACAAGGAGCGCUGGGCCACGGACCCCAUCGAGGUGAACGCCUUCUACAGCCGUGCCAUCAACUCCAUCGCUAUCCCUGCAGGGAUCCUUCAGGUUCCAUUUUACUAUCUGGGCUUGGAGGUGCUGAACUACGGCUCUAUCGGUGCCAUCCUGGGCCACGAGCUAACGCACGGCUUCGACAUCGAGGGUAAAGAGUACGACAAGAAGGGGCUCCGCAACUCGUGGUGGCGCCCCGACGUCACCAAGGAGUACAACGACCGCGCGCAGUGCUUCGUCAAGCAGUACGACACGUACAACGUGACAGCGACGCAGAGGGUCAAUGGCAGCUUCACGCUGGCCGAGAACAUCGCGGACAACGGCGGCGUCCGCGAGGCGUUCCUGGGCUACCGGCGGUACACGGACCGCCACGGCCGCGAGCCCGCGCUGCCGGGGCUCAACAACUACUCGCACGAGCAGCUCUUCUUCCUCGCCUUCGCCAACGUGUGGUGUCACAACUCGGACGCGCAGUUCGACGCGCUGCAGCUGCGGGACUCGCACAGCCCCGCCCGCUUCCGCGUCAUCGGCGCCCUCUCCAACUUCCCCGAGUUCGCAGAGACUUGGAGCUGUCCCGCGGACAGUCCCAUGAACCCCACCAAGAAGUGCAUCAUUUGGUAGGGGCUGCAGCCCACCCGUUGUGGCCCACCCCUUAUCACAAAUAUCCAUCAAAGCUGUCCAAAUAAUUGUGCAUCAUAAAUGUGAUAUCGUCAUGAUGCUUUUAUCACAAAAUAACUCGAAUCUUCGUUGUUAUGAUGUAUAUUUUACAAAUAUGUUUCAAAAAUUUUCAUACUUACAAUAUGGACUGAUUAUUUAAUUAAUAUAAUAUUAAUCUAGUCGUGUUAAUUAACCAAAUCGUCGACUGUUUUAUUACAACGUGAGUAAAAAUAAUGCAACUAAAUCUUCGCCAGAC